Dovyalis caffra is the source of this 225-nucleotide messenger RNA. The record is from the annotation of a GenBank genome assembly. NCBI's taxonomy places the organism in Eukaryota, Viridiplantae, Streptophyta, Magnoliopsida, Malpighiales, Salicaceae.
AUGAAGAAAGGUAAUAUUGUCGGACAUUUGCUGAUUGCUGACCCCGCAUGCCAAUUACUUGACUUCUUGGAAGUAUACACAAAAUACAAUUUCCACUGUCGCAUUGAUUUGAAACUCGAAACAGACCCUUUUCAAUAUCGUUGCACAUUAACAGAUUUAAAGAGCACUGGUAGCGUGGGUUCAAUUGUCCUUUAUGGGCAGGUGGCCCUGGCCAGAUAUCGGUAA